Wallemia ichthyophaga EXF-994 is the source of this 381-nucleotide messenger RNA. RefSeq names its product Peroxisomal multifunctional enzyme type 2. Bases 1 to 381 code for a protein of 126 amino acids. Gene Ontology annotation, cellular component: cytosol. The transcript has 6 exons. The record is from RefSeq and is a predicted model, not a curated record. NCBI's taxonomy places the organism in Eukaryota, Fungi, Basidiomycota, Wallemiomycetes, Wallemiales, Wallemiaceae.
AUGAGUGAGAAGAUUGACGAAAAUAUUCCAUCAACUGCUGUUCUCGUCAAAUUAGGCGAAAAUCUCAGCCAGGCAACUGAAUCAGAUAGAAAGGCGCAAAUCAAGAAAACAAAUGCUUUAUUCGAGUUACACUUGAAGAAAGGUUCGAAUGAGUCUGUCUGGACCAUCGAUCUUAAAGACAAAGGUCAAAUCUACAAAGGUCAAGCGAAAUCUAAAGCCGACGCAAUUCUCACUAUUGACGAGGAAACAUUCAAGGGCCUCUCAGAAGGUAAAUUGAAUGGCCAAAAGGCUUUCAUGACCGGUAAACUUAAAGUCAAGGGAAAUAUGAUGCUGGCUACCAAGCUUGACGGUAUCCUUAAGCAAAAUUCCUCAAAGCUUUAG